CCAAUAAACCAGCCUUGCACACAUUACCAACCAAAACAAGGAAACGACCUGAAAAUUAUUGAUCAAGUAUUUGACAUUUAGCUAGAUGUGAUUUGAUUGACAGAAACUGGCAGUAAUUACCAGCUGAUCCUGAAGUUAUUUUCUACUGAUUUAAAGUUGGUUGGCAAGAUGUAUCUGAAGGAAUAUAGAAUUUGCAUGCCACUUUCAGUGGAGGAGUAUCGUAUAGGACAGUUGUUUAUGAUAGCCAAACACAGUCAUGAGCAAAGUCAGAAAGGUGAAGGUGUUGAGGUUGUGACAAAUGAACCAUGUGAGCAUCCGGAAUAUGGGAAGGGCCAGUUUACAGAGAAAAGAAUACAUUUAUCAAGCAAAUUACCAGGUUGGAUCCGAUCCUUGAUACCAGCCAUAUUUUACAUCACAGAAAAGGCUUGGAAUUAUUAUCCUCACACCAUUACAGAAUAUACUUGUUCAUUCAUUCCAAGAUUUGUCAUCAAUAUAUCAACAAAAUACGAAAAUAAUAAUGGGUCCACAGAAAAUUGUUUAGAUUUAACAGAAGAAGAGUUGAGUGUACGUGAAGUAGAUUUUAUAGAUAUAGUAAAUGAUCCAAUAGAUGAGAGCAAGUAUAAGAAAGAAGAGGAUCUCACAAAGUUCAAAUCAAGUAAAACGGGUAGAGGACCUCUAGGAAAAGACUGGAGGGAUACCUCCAAACCAAUAAUGUGUUCAUACAAGGUUGUCCGUUGUUAUUUUGAAGUCUGGGGUUUCCAGACUAAAGUAGAAGGAUAUGCACAAAAGGCAUGUAGAGAUAUAAACCUUCUUGGUCACAGACAAGCUAUAUCAUGGUUAGAUGAAUGGAUAGAUAUGUCUCUAGAUGAUAUACGAUUGUACGAGGGAAAAAUGCAGAAAGAGACCAACGAGAAAGUCAUGCAGGAAAUCGGUGAAAUCCCACAAGCUGAAGAAAUCAAAAUACAAUAGUGUAAACUUAUAGUUUCCCACUGGCAGCCAGUUGCUAAAGUCUGUUUUUAAAUUAAUACAACUAUUUUUGACUUUGACGAAUUGUUAUAGUCUGUUCUUAGAAACACCACGUUGUUGUUCAAUCAAAACCAUAAUAUUUCUUAAGUUUCUCAGGUUAUUUGAUGUGUAAGAUAUAAGAUUUUGUAAAAUGUAUAUUUGCAGAGAGUUUAAGAUUUAAACAGCUGAUGAGUGAAACAAAGAAAUGGUUUUCAUGCUGAAGGCAUAUUGAAGUAGAGCCGAUAAAUUCCAGGAUUUAGCUUAAAUAGAUAUCAUAUUCGUAUUUGAUUUUGCGGAUACUUCAUGUGGCAGUUUUCAAAAUUCUGAUUUAUUGACACUGAUCAGUUUUGGCACUCAAGUACAAAACCCGGCAAGAUAUAAAUGUUUAACCUGUCUGAAUGUCAUUGAAUAAUAGAUUAAGUUUAAAGGCAUAGUCUAGAAUUACUUGUAUAUGAGAUGGGCGAAAUUUUAGCCAAUAAUAGAAUUUCUUCAAACUUUUGAUAUUGAAGGAACAAAAAUAUGCAAUAAAAGUCAUAGGUCACUGGUAUUGAAAAAGAGUUAUCAUUAUAUUAAAUAGUUACCUGUUUUUGAUCUCCAGGUACUUUCUCUUGGUCCUGAGAAGUGACAUGUACAUUUCAUAUCUGGUUCUUGACAUCAUUCUAAUGUGGGUUGUCACAUUAAAAAGUUCAUCAACAGCGAUUAUUUCUUUUAUUGUGGCAGAAUGAAAGAACAAAUUUAUAUUAUUUAUAAGUGUACAUGCAUAUGUAAUAAAAAGAUAGUUAGCUUUGCAUGGAGAAUUGCAUAUUGAGUCUCAUUAUUUUGGAAAAUAUUGCAUUCCCAAAGUCAAGCAAUAUUUUGUCUGCAGAACUUGUGCAUAUUUCUUGACCAUACAUAAAGUAAAUAAAAAUAAUGUUAAAAAUUGGAAUAACAAUUUGCUAAUAAAAUUUAGCUGGAGAAAUGAAAACAUUUACAUGGUUAAAUAUUUUUGUCUGUUUUCUCAGUUGUGUUGUUAUUUUUCCAGAUAAAUUCUUAUUUUGGUAUGUGUGUUAUGACUUUAAGUUAAAAUUGAUUGUAGCCCGCCCGCUUAGCUCAGUAGGGAGAGCAUUGGUCUACAGAUCGCGAGUUAGAUCCCUGGGUGGGGCAUAUGUUCUCCGUGACGAUUUGAUAAAAGACGUUGUGUCUGAAAUCAUUCGUCCUACACCUCUGAUAAUUCAUGUGGGGAAGUUGGCAGUUACUUGCGGAGAACAGGUUUGUACUGGUACAGAAUCCAGGAACACUGGUUAGGUUAACUGCCCGCCGUUACAUGACUGAAAUACUGUUGAAAAACGGCGUUAAAACCAAAACAAACAAACAAACAAAUAAAAUUGAUUGUAUCAUUAACAGAUGGAUGUGCUCUUGAUAGAUGCUUGUUUAGAGAUAUAAUAAUUGACAUAUUCGAAUAUGAAAUACAGCCUCUCUGUGAAAUGUAAGUAGGUUCACAUCCUACAUGUGGAAUUAGUCCCAAAAUUGCUUAAAGCAUCAUAAGAUCAAAAUAUAGUUAAAACUCACAUAUCUAGUCCAUGUUACAUUUAACUGAAAAAUGGAUCUGAUUAAGUGCUCAAUUAUUUAUUUGAAGUCAGUAUUUAUGUAUAAUAAAAUAUUUAACCUCUCUGUAGGGUGUGUAAUGAAUGCUUACCUUUUAGAUACUAAGUAAGAUCAUAAAAACAAUUGGAACUUAUUCUCUGAUACACAGUUGUUCUUGAAGGUACUUUAGAAUCAAAUGAAUUUUGUUUUUAAAGAUAAUCCAGUAGUAAAGGAAAAAAUGGAAAUCUGAUUGAAAACCAUCAAGUCAAAAAGGGUAGUUUCACUUCUACUUUAAGCAGAACUGGACAUCAUGUUAUGACGCCCUGGUAUAUUAAUGAUAUUUGAUUUACAAUUUCUUUGAAAAUCUUGCAAUAAUAUUAAUGGUAGACAAGAAAAAAGAAUCUAACAUAUCCGUUUGAGUAAGGCAGGUGUUUUCCUAACCCUUGGAACAGCAUAGAUAAAAAAUAUCACUAGCACUUGUUUUUCCAUUCCAUGCUGUCAGUUUGUGGAAGCACUCUCUUUCACAGGAAAGCAUGUAAGAUCUUCAUUUUCAGACUAGGUGGUUAAUUUAAAUGACAUUCUAAUAUGCUUGUUUCUGUUAAAAUACGCUUACGCUUAAAUUACGUCAUGUUAACCUGCGAUGAGGUCAAUGUUUUUGUCGUGGCCAAGAAAGAACGCCAAUUUAUUUUAUGUUUUUCGGUGGUUUAUCGAAAUAUAACGGUGAAUUAUAUCCUGAUAAACUCACUGGCCACUCAGUGAAAAUUAUCAAAUCUGAUACCCGGAUUAACGUCAAAAAGUUUACCGAGCGUACUGAAAGCCGGAAACAAUAUGACGAUGACGUCGUUAAAAUGACGUCAUCUUUGCGAUGCUUCCUGAUAAAAUUUCCCGCAAAUUUCGACAUUUUAUUGAAAUAAACACAACAAAAGUAGAGUUUUAGACAUAAAAUAAACAGAAAAAUUGUUGGUAUCGAUGUAAUAUCACGGUAAUUUCACUCGUGAACACCAAAAGUUGUUAUUUUGGUGCCCACUCGGUGAAAUUAUAACGUGAUAUUACACCGAAACCAACAAUUAUCCUCUAUAUAUUUUUCUACUGUUUUAGAUAAAAGGCAUAUUAGAAUCAAAACAGUAUAUAGAAAAUUGGUGUUUUACUUAAAUUAAUACACUAUGCCCUCGUGAAAGUAUUCCGCAGACAUAUAACCUGUUUUCGUGUAUUAAUAUCAUUAAAACAUGGUCUUUCUAUACAUUAUUUCUUAAUUUUGUAAUGAUAUAGAUGUGCAAAUAAUCAGAUUUCACAAUACUCAUAUUAUGUACCGGUAAACUGCUAUAAAUGUGUUAAUUUGGUGAAAUUUGUAUUUUAUGCAUUUAUUUAUUUUACUUAAAGAUUCAGGCAUAUCAUGUUUAUAUGACUGUUGUGAAAACAACAAUGUUGUUUGAGACUAGAAGGAAUAUACAUAAACCUUACCAUGCUAAAUUUCUAUAAUGAAUUUGUCCAUCUUCCAAUUUGGACAGUACCAUUAAAGGGGUGCUUACCAAACAGAUACCGACUGAAUAGCGAACAGUGCAGAUCAUGAUCAGACUGCGCGGCUGAUCAUGAUCUACACUGGUCUCAAAGGCAGAACCAAUCGUGUCCAGCAUGGUAAGGUUUAAAGAAAUGCUACAGCUUUUAUUCUCUUGCAGUAGAAAUGAGGGAGAUAAUGCAUUUAAUUUAUCAUGUAUUUCUGAUGGACAGUCCAUCCAUCAAGUGGUAGCUAAUAUCAGGCUUUACAGUGAAUUUCACAUGAGUAAUGUCCGUUUAUAUUAAAUCUGUAAUUUAUGGAAUGUUUGAGUUAACCCUUAUUUUUUAACUCGGAAUUUCUGUUGUAUAGACUGGUGCCAUGCAGUCUUUCAAGAAUGUGGCAUCUUGACCAUGCUGUAAUAUAGUCAAACUUUGUUCUCUUGAUCGAGACUGAACCGGCAAAGUUUGUUAGAGUUAUCACUUGUUUGAGCCAUCAAACAAUUCACAUUAACGGUAUUUAGGGACGUUGCCGGGACCUGACGAGGAGUUUGAGCAAGGGGUGGUGCUCGAAUUAUCUGAGUUUGAGUGAACAAAGUUUGACUGUAUUGAGAAAUAUGGAAAGAGAUCAGUCUACCUGACACAGAUCCCUUAUCAUAAUGUUGAUUUAAUAUCAAAUCAGGCUUAUUUUUCAAUGCGUUGAAAAAAUUAGUGUACCCAGAUGCUAAUUCCCAUUGCUUGUCAUUAUUCGACAAGUAAAAUAUCAGUAUAUCUUUUUAUUCUGGGUGCUUAAGGUAAGUUGAAGUUAUAACAAGAUAUCUGUGUGGGAAAUUAGCUGACUUGCUGUUGCAAAUGGCUGCUCAAUAAAGUUAGCCACAAAGACAAGUUUAGCUGUAUAUUGGCUUUCCUAGUACAAACAUUGUAUGUUUUACAUGUAAGAUUCGUGGCUAAGUCAGUAAUGAAACUACUGUAUUGUAUCUGAUAUUUCCCCCAGUGAAAGGUACUUUAGUCUUGAAACAAACUAAUAUCCUCUUUAUUUUCUGACAAAUCAUUAUUGAUAUAUGACUGUCAUGUUAGAAAGGGUCUUCUAUCUGAAUUUUUUAACAUUAGGCUUUUGAAAAUUUUAAAAACAUUAUCUAGUGGUCAGUUAGAAAAGUUGGUGAUCGCCUAAUAGUAAAACUGAAAAUGCACGAAAAAUAAUAUUUUUGCAUAAAACAGCUGUUCAAAAGAUGUUUUAAAAGGCAAGUAAACAUGAGUUAACAAGAUCAUAUCCUGUUGAGACCCCUUUAUAUAUUUGUAUGUGCUUCAUGGUAAAAUUAUAACAGAACUGCAUAAUUAAAACAACUUAAUGAAACAACUUAACAAAUGAACACUUAUCCACAUAAUACUCAUUUACAUAUUUUAUGCAUAAACAGCAAUUCUUGUAAUAGCAUCUGCAUAAUCCCUCAGGAUAUGUUUGUGCCUAGGUUCUAACUGGUUUAGUUGCCACUCAUUCCCUCGGGAUUCUGCAGAUGUUAUAACAACAUGUUUUUUCCAUACAUAAAAAAGAUUCUAUAGAAGUCCUCAAUACAUCACAUUUAAGAUGGUCAAUUUUUGCUGACAGUUUGUAUAUACAUGUUUGUUAAAGUCUGGUUUUAAGGUUAUAAAGUUGAGUUUGGAGACCAAUGUCCAUAUGUAGCUUUGCCAUUGGUCAGUUUGAAUAUUGAGUUCAAAAUUAGCCAGUCAAAUGCUUGAAUUUACAGACUGGUCUCCAUAUUGAGAUUUAGAAUGUUGGACCUUGGUUUACACUUUUGUAUUGGCCUAUACUGGUACUUUUUGUUAGUUUUAUUAUACAUAGUAAUUAUUGUUUUAAGUGUUUGCUGAACAAAUUUAUAUAUGCUGUUUACAUUCCCCUCCUAUCCAUAACCCUGUUAUCAUUUUAUGUUAAAAUUUAAUAUUUUUUACAUUUUAUGUAUAGAAUUUAUGCUCAUUUUAAGACUACCUGCUUUGAAGUGAAUUGAUCUAAGUACUAUAAAUGCUUGUUUAAACAGUUUUCGGAAAAUUAUUGCUUUUCUUGCUGUAGUAACUGGUGAAUAUAUGUUAUACCAUAUAUUCCCCUAUAAAUGCCCCUGGAGGUGUAACAUUUAGCAAAUGUAGGGAUGGUGGUGUUUUAUUUUUUUGUUUUUAGCUCGACUGUUUAAAGAAUAAUCUGAGCUGUUCUACUCACCCUGGCACCAGUGUCUGCAUCACACCUUGGUUAAAGUUUUGCAUGCAAGUACAUAUAGUUAUCAUUUAAAGGCAAAUAGCCUUUUUAGCUCACCAGUCACAAAGUGACAAGGUGAGCUUUUGUAAUCGCGCGUUGUCUGUCCGUCCGUGCGUGCGUCUGUAAACUUUUGCUUGUGACCACUCUAGAGGUCACAUUUUUCAUGGGAUCUUUAUGAAAGUUGGUCAGAAUAUUCACCUUGAUGAUAUCUAGGUCAAGUUUGAAAAUGGGUCACGUGCAAUUAAAAACUAGGGCAGUAGGUCUAAAAAUAGAAAAACCUUGUGGCCUCUCUAGAGGCCAUAUUUUUCAUGAGAUCUUCAUGAAAAUUGGUCUGAAUGUUCAUCUUGAUGAUAUCUAGGUCAAGUAUAAAACUGGGUCAUGUCCGGUCCAAAACUAGGUCAUUAUGUCAAAUAAUAGAAAAACCUUGUGACCUCUGUAGAGGUCGUAUUUUUCAUGGGAUCUGCAUGAAAAUUGGUCAAAAUGUUCAUCUUGAUGAUAUCUAGGUCAAGUUUGAAACUGGGUCAACUGCAGUCAAAAACUAGGUCAGUAGGUCAAAUAAUAGAAAAUCCUUGUAACCUCUCUAGAGGUCAUAUUUUUCAUGGGAUCUGCAUGAAAAUUGGUCAGAAUGUUCAUCUUGAUGAUAUCUAGGUCAAGUUCGAAACUGGGUCACGUCCGGUCCAAAACUAGGUCAGUAGGUCAAAUAAUAGAAAAACCUUUUGACCUCUGUAGAGGCCAUAUUUUUCAUGGGAUCUGCAUGAAAAUUGGUCAGAAUGUUCAUCUUGAUGAUAUCUAGUUCAGAUUUGAAACUGGGUCAACUGCGGUUCAAAACUAGGUCAGUAGGUCUAAAAAUAGAAAAUCCUUUUGACCUCCCUAGAGGCCAUAUUUCUCAAUGGAUCUUCAUGAAAAUUGGUCAGAAUGUUCACCUUGAUGAUAUCUAAGUCAAGUUUGAAACUGGGUCACGUGCAGUCUAAAUAAUAUGAAAACUUUGUGACCUCUCUAGAGGUCAUAUUUUUCAUGGGAUCUGCAUGAAAAUCGGUCAAAAUGUUCAUCUUGAUGAUAUCUAGGUCAAGUUCGAAACUGGGUGAUGUGCGGUCAAAAAUUAGGUCAGUAGGUCAAAUAAUAGAAAAACCUUGUGACCUCUGUAGAGGCCAUAUUUUUCAUGGGAUCUGCAUGAAAAUUGGUCAGAAUGUUCAUUUUGAUGAUAUCUAGGUCAAGUUUGAAACUGGGUCACAUGCGGUCAAAAACUAGGUCAGUAGGUCAAAUAAUAGAAAAACCUUGUGACCACUCUAGAGGCCAUAUUUUUCAUGGGAUCAGUAUGAAAGUUAGUCUGAAUGUUCAUCUUGAUGAUAUCAAGGUGAAGUUUGAAACCGGGUCAGCUGUGGUCAAAAACUAGGUCACUAGGUCUAAACAUAGAAAAACCUUUUGACCUCUUUAGAGGCCAUAUUUUUAAAUGGAUCUUCAUGAAAAUUGGUGAGAAUGUUCACCAUGAUGAUAUAUAGGUCAAGUUUGAAACUGGAUCAUGUGCGGUCAAAAACUAGGUCAGUAGGUCUAAAAAAAGAAAAACCUUUUGACCUCUCUGAAGGCCAUAUUUUUCAUGAGAUCUUCAUGAAAAUUGGUGAGAAUGUUCACCUUGAUGAUAUCUAGGUCAAGUACAAAACUGGGUCACAUGCCUUCAAAAACUAGGUCAUUAUGUCAAAUAAUAGAAAAACCUUGUGACCUCUCUAGAGGCCAUAUUUUUCAAUGGAUCUUCAUGAAAAUUGGUCAGAAUUUUUAUCUUGAUGAUAUGUAGGUCAAGUUCAGAAUUAGGUCACAUGAGCUCAAAAACUAGGUCACUAUGUCAAAUAAUGGAAAAAACGGCGUCAUACUCAGUUCAUGUGGGGACAGGUGAGCGAUUCAGGACCAUCAUGAUCCUCUUGUUUUUUCUUUUUCUAGGACAUUUACCAACCUCACUGGGUCAAGUCCCAUAACUCUGACAUGUAAUUUGGCCAAAUUAUGCCCGCUUUUGGACUUAGAAAAUCCUGGUUUAAGUUUUACAUGCAAGUUACUUUCUCCAAAAUUAAUGGAUUAAAACUCUGUAGAUAUUUUAACAUUUAUGGUAAUAUUCCUGCUUCUUGGACAACAAUUCAAAUAUUUGAGCAUUGGCUGUCUUACAGACAGCUCUCGUUAUAUUUGUAUUUAGUGGAUAGGUUGGCAAGUACAGGCGUGUGUAAAGACAUUUCUGGAGAUAGUCAAAAAGUGAUCUGCAUCUGUGAAAAAUGAUAAUCAGCAGUAAUCAAGAAUUCACAAGAGUUCAUGAUAAUAAGAAACACAUACAAAAAAUUAUUAAGAUACACAGUAUAUUGAGUAAAAUAAAGAGACCCACAAUAUUUUGGGUUAUCAUGGAAAACAGCAGUAAUUAGAAAAGAAAAGAUGAAAUUUUUGAAUAUCUAUCAGGAAAAUAAAAAAAAAAGUACAGACAUUAAAGUGUCUGAAAAAGAUUUUCAUUUUACAGUGCCAUCUCUUAUAUAUAGUAGUAGAAAUUAUGCAAUUUGUAAUAAAUUAAAUUCAGUUAAAUGUUUUGUUAUCCCCCACAUUAGGUGGAGGGAUAUAGUUUCGGCAUUGUCCGUCCAUUUGUCCCAUAACAUGGUAGAAAUGUUAAUUGCUGUAAGCAAAUGCCACACUGCAAGUUUCGGCCAGAUUGCCUGAGUAAAACAAGACUUGUGUCGUUUUGUACAUGUAUAUUUAUUACAUGCAUUGUGUUUUUAUUCCAAUUUCUGUCUGUCUGGAGUCAUAUCUCAGACACCAUUUGAUAAAAUGUGGUAGAAAUUUUAACUGCUAUAGGGCAGUGCAGCCCCUGCAAGUUUCAUUCAGAUUAGUUGAGGAAGAUUUAUGGCCCUUUGUUAUUAUAUAUAUGGUACAUAUAUAGUGUUUUUGUCCGUCCGGAGUCAUAUCUCAGAACUGAUAGGAUUUCAAUAAAAAAAUGAUAGAAAUGUUAAUACUGCUAUGAUGAAAUGCUGCCCUGCAAUUUUCAGUUGGAUUGCUUGAGAAAGACGAGAUUGAUGGUCCUUUUUACAUACAUAUAAAGUAAGUAAAUAGUUACUUGUCUGUCUGUUCGUAGUCAUAUCUCGGACAUGGUUUAAUGGAUUGCAUUAACACAUGGUAGAAAUGUUAACUGCUAUAGGGAAAUGUGGCCCUACAAGUUUCAGACAGAUUGCUAAUAAAGUAAGAUAUAUGGUCCUUUGUACUUAAUAUGUAUAGUCUGCCAAUAUCUGAGGAAAAUGUGACUUAUGAUGGCAUUUUUUGUUAAUGCUCGGAUAUUAUUAUAAAAGUGUUCCUUAGGAUCAAACAUUAAAUUUAAAAGGGGCUGUCGCCUUAUGGGGUUCCUCAUUACAGUAUAAUGGGGUCAAAGGUCAAAUGAGUGCAUUUACAGAUAAACUAUACUGCUGUUCACUCGUUUUAUUUUUAUAAAACAUCUAAAUUGGUUUAAAUAUUGUUUUUCAACGCUCUUUAGUAUUUUGUAAAUAGAACUGAUGAUAAUAUUAAAAAUAUAUAUACAUAAUAUAUAUAUAUAUAUAUAUUAUAUAUAGAAUAAUAUAUAUCUAGGAAAAGUGGCAUACGAUGGCAAAGUGUGUUAUACUUGACAUGUUUGCCAAUCUAAUAUGUAGAUCAACUGCAAAAUAUUUUUGGUACUGUCGUAUCCAAGGGUUAUUUUAAUGUAAUUUCAAGGUCACAGACAUGUCAAGGUCAAAAAUGAACUUUUGAAAAUGACUUCUAAGGUACUAAAGGAAGCAAAAUAGUGCAUUUAUUAAUAAUCAACUCAACAACUUUUCUAACUCCACACCUGAUUUUUUUUUUCUUUUGUCGCCAAAUUUUGACAGAUUUGAAUGAUGUUCUACACAAUGUUUAAUGAUUAUUUUAUUAUAAUAAAACAUAAAAACGAUCAUAGCCUGAAUUAUAUUCAUUUAACCGUAAGGUUAACAUUCUGUGACGUUUUAUUUUUAGGGUACCUUAUUUGAACUGUCAUAUGGCUCAAUGAAUGUACGCACAGUUGAUAUCGCUGUUACGUUUGUUUAACUGAACUGGUCAUUAAACAAUGUGUCCAAUUUUCAUUCAAAUCUGUCAAAAUUUGGCAAAGAUAAAAACAAAAGUCAGGUAGCAAUAAAAUUUGAAUUUUAGCUUUGAACUGACUAUCAAAAGAUUAUUUACAUACUGUACACAUUUUGAUAAAUGUGUGCGAAAGGAAAAAUGUGGUUGGUUUUGAGGAGGAAGACUACAACGAAAAUGAAUUACAUAUAAAUAUAUAUAAAAAAUUCUCACAUAAACAGUUAAAAUCACUUUACUGUCAUGAAUACAACCAAGUAUUUUAGCUCAAUAAGGAGAGCGCAGAUCUAAGGAUCGCGGGGUUGUAAGUUUGAUCCCAAGGAGAGGUGUAUGUUUUCCAUGAUGAUUUGAUAAUAGACAUUGUAAGGAGUAAUUGCGUCCUCCACUUCUGAAUCAUAUGGAAAAGUUGGCAGUUACUUGCGGGGAAAAGGCUAAUACUUGUAGAGACUCCAGAAAUACUGAUUAGGUUAAUUGACCGCCGUUACAUGAUUGAGGUACUGUUGAAAGUAACAUUUACAUAUAUGGAAUGCUUCUCCAGCUUCUAAAGUAAUCAUUUCAAUACUGGUGAUAAUUCAUUAUAUGAUAUAUAUUUAUGUUAAUUUGUCCACGCGGUGAUUGUUAAAUAGGACCAUUUUAGAGGAAUAACUGAAAUAUAGGUCACAAUACACAGAACAUGUACGGUAAUAAACAAAACAGAACAGAUCUGUAGGAAUUCAACUAGUUACUCUAUACACCAUGUCUUUCAUUUGCUGUAAUUUGUUUCCUUUUUUACUAACAGUCAGACAUUUAUCAUCAUAUUUUAUGUAUUUGUAAUUUAAUAAAGUAGAACAUUUCAAGAACUAUCAACGAAGCUUUUAAUGCGAUAUUUGCAUUAUUUUAUUCUAAAAAUUCAGCACGCUAUUUCUUUUUUGAAUCUUAUAAUUUUUGGCUUUGCUUCCACACGCUCACUUCCUGUUCAAAACAACAGUUGAAAACGAAUCAGAUCAUAACAAUUUACACUCUGACACUUGGUUUCAGACAGGAUGUCUUUGAUUACAUUGUGAAAAGAAAGCUAGUAUCUUGACAAUGAAACAUUAGUCAUUCAUAUGUUUUACAAAUUAAAAUGUAAAAAUAUAGAUAUAAAAAACAUCAGAAAGGUUGCUUUAGAUUUAUUAUAAUAGUAACAUUAAGGCAGAUUCAGCGAAAUAUUGAAAAUAUACCUUUCGAUAUCUUCAUGAUUACUGACAGAUGAUCGUUCAGCUAAUCAAAAUGAUGAAUUAUGGCCGUUCGAUAGUAACUUAGAGAUAUACAAUGUGUAAAAAUAACUUUCUUCAUGAUGAGAAGACUGAGCAUGAAGAAGAGAUUUGAAAUUCAAAACGAUGGAUUUAUAAUAAACAAAUACUGUCGAUUGAAUAUGUCAGGCUAAGACGUUUAUAGCUUGUGCUCACAUUUGUUUCAUUUUAUAACAUCAGAUUCCUUUGUGAUACACUGGUAAGUUUGCUCUACCCGGUUCUAUUACCAACCAAAUACUUGGAAAUCUAAAGGCGUUGUAACAGGCAAACAAACAUGCUUACCCCUAUAUUCACAGUCAUAAAGAUAAUACUAAUAAUAUUCGAUAUACUUUCAAAUUCACUGACAAUUAUUAAGCCUUUUUUUGAGUGUGACAUUGAUAGAACCAAUAUAAACACUGGUAGUUACAAAAUUGUAGAUAUUGAAAACACUUGAAGAGCGGUUACCAGUCCUUAUAAUAGCCUAAUGUUAAUGUGCAAAGAAAUAUUUUUUAGCUGAUUCAAAAAUAUGAUGAGUACAAUUUUCAUGCUAAUGAAAUGAAAAUAAAAACAACAUAACAUUUGCGGUUAUCUAAUAUCUAUAUUCAACCUUUGAUAUCGCUUACUUUUUGUACAUAGAUGGUAUUUCUAAAUGACCACGCAUUCCUGAAAUUACUACAUCACAUGCGUAAACCACUGGAAUAGAUUUUUAAUUGACAGGAUAGACCAUUUUAGGUAAUGCUUGAGAGAAUUUGCACAUUUCAUACUAUCUCACAAACAGACUUAAUCAAACUGAGUUUGCUAUUUUACGUUCUUGAGUUCUAUGCUUCAGAAAGAAUCUUUAGAUCUGUCAAUAGUUAUUACAGUCAAACUAUGUUCGCUAGUGCUCGAAGGGACAAGCAAAAUGUGUUCGAGAUAUCAGUAGUACAAGCCAACGUGAAGUACACAUUAUAUAGACCUGACAAUGAGUUCGAGCCAAGAGUAGUACGCGAAUAAUCCUAAUUCGAGCAAACGAAGUUUAACUGUACCAGUCUUAUAAUAUGCGCCAUAGAAUUUUUCUACCUGUACUGUUCAUACAGACAAUCAUAUAGGCAAUCAAAUAGCCUUUUUAAAAAGUGUUAGCCUGAAAAUGGAAGUUUUAGAAUAUCAAACAUGAAAAAGAUAGCUUUUAUAAAUGAACAAAAUAUCAGAGCGUACGAAAAAUUAAGCUCAUUCUAUAGAAAUAACUCUAGUCGUUUUGAAUUUUGCCAGUCUCAAAUGCAAUAAAUCUACACGAAGUAAUUUAUUUACUUCUAAAAUUCAUAAUUAUCACCGAAAAAUUACAAGUUUAUAUUAAAAGGUAGCAAAAAUGGCGAAAAUCUGACGUUUAUAACAAAUAUGCACUUAUUGACCUUUGACCUUUUGCUGUGACCUUACUAUGACCCUUAGAAGGCGACAGCCCCCCUGAAACUUUUCCAAUUUUUAUAAAGUUAUCAAUGAACAUGGCUGUCGGGCAUUAACAAAAAAAUGCCAUCAAAGGCAAUUUCUAGGCCACUUUUCUGGAUAUAUAGGCAGACUAGUAUGAUUACAUAGUGUUUUGAUUUAUUAUUUAGUAAGGAAUGAGUAGCUUUCAAAGAGACAGUAAUUCAGUUGCGUUUUAAAUGCUUUUUAUAGGCACAGAAUAUUUUUUUAAGGUGAAACAUUUAUCCCAUUUGGCAGGUGAUACUAAUUCACUGAAUUUGCUUGUUAAAAUCAUGUAUAAGGAUUUUUCCAUUGAAUUGGUCUUAUCCUAAGGUUAGACUUUGUUUUUUUUGUGAUCAUGUUAUACUGUUGGUUUUGUAUAUACAGAAUUUAUUAAACCAUUUACAAUAAAAUCCAUAUCAUCGAUUUUGCAUAAUGUUAAGAAUUCCUACCUGAUGGGUUUUUUUUACAGAAUCCAAACAUCUACUUUGAGAAGUUUGGUUUUGCUGUAAUACAUUAUACCUAUAGUUCCAUUCUGUGUAAAAAUUGUUGUUUUGUUUAUUCCUGUAUUUUCAACCCACUUUGUAAAAAAUGACUUUUUUAUGUUCUCACUAUUUAAGGUGGUUUUGCAUGUUUGUUUAACCAGAAUCAACAAGGUGAAGUCAUUUAUCCAGAAAAUUUAAAAUCAAGUCUGAUAGCUAUUAAACAGGUAGCAUUUAUUUUACUGGGAAUUUAUGUUAAACAGUCAGUGCUUCUGACUCUCUGAUGGCUAAUUUUGACAACAUAAUGGUUUUUAUGUAAAAUAAUUCAAAAUAAUAACAUUAAAUUAAAGCAGCAAUGCAAUGACUUCAAUUGAUAUUUUGCAAAUUAGAAAUUGUUAUUGUUCAAGGGGAACUGAUCACAUGGUUUCAUAAAACACAAGAAAGUCUUUAGAUCUUAUUUUUGUAGCCUCAAAUUCAUGUUACUACCAACACUUCAUUUGGUCUAAAACCAAGGAAAUUUUAUGUUCACAAAAUAUAAUGAUUUCUCUCAUUCUUAUUAAAUGGCUUGUCAGUCAGUAGUCAAAACUAUUGCCCAAGGUCAGAGAGUCAGCACUUUUCACUAUUGACCAGCAUGCCAUUCAAAUGUUUUAUAACGUAACAUCGUAAAUUAAUUUUCACAUCUUUGCUUUAUUUUAUUUGAAAUUGUUAGCCCAGAAGACGUGUGUUGAAUAUAGACUGGUCACAUAGCACAAACUAUGAAAAGGCAACUUAUAUAUGAGCCAUGCCAUGAGAAAACCAACAUAGUGGCUUUGCGACCAGCAUGGAUCCAUGCUGUUCGCUAACAGUUUCUCCAAUUCCAAUAGGCUUUAAAAGCGAACAGCAUGGAUCCUGACCAGACUGCUGGUCGCAAACCCACUAUGUUGGUUUACUCAUGGCGCGGCUCAUAUAAAGAUACACUACGCUUAAAAGAUUUCUAGGUACAUUAUUUAAAUCAGAUACUAUUUAAGAUUUAUUAUUGCAGGGAGAUAUCAAUUUUUUUUUGUUGCAUAUCAUCAUUAUUUAACAUUAAGCUUUUCUUGCACAUUGCUUGAUAAAUGUUUUGACCAAUAUUAGAAUCAGGAACUAUGUUAUAUCUUUUUCAAAAAUUCUCUGUGCAGUCAGGUUUUCUGAUCAUCUAAUUUUUUAACUUUGUUUAUAUUUAGUUAUUUCUGUUCAGUAUGUAGAAAUUUUAAGUGCUGAUGUGAAUUCGAAACUGGGGUCAGUGUCUUAAAGCUGCAUGCCUCCAGACUUAUGGCAAGCUGAAGCUUAAUCAUUGCAUUUUAAAGUGAGCCAUGCCAUGAGAAAACCAACAUAGCGGCUUUGCGACCAGCAUGGAUCCAGACCAGCCUACGCAUCCGCGCAGUCGGUCAGGAUCCAUGCUGUUCGCUUUCAAAGCCAAUAGCAAUUAGAGAUACGUGAUUUUAAAGAUUGUCCCACCGAAUGUGUUGAACAACCUUUUGAUAGCUAUGUUAUGCCAUGAAAUUAUCAAUGAUACAGGAAAAUGUUUCUUGAAUGUCAUGUGUUGAUUGUUGUCUUUUAAAAUAUAUGGAAAUAAAAACGUUUUUAUUUUA
This is a messenger RNA of Mercenaria mercenaria, 15160 nucleotides long. Its product is annotated as cytoplasmic phosphatidylinositol transfer protein 1-like. Gene Ontology annotation, cellular component: cytoplasm. The coding region runs from base 169 to 969 and encodes 266 amino acids. The record is from RefSeq and is a predicted model, not a curated record. Gene Ontology annotation, biological process: phospholipid transport. The transcript has 10 exons. Lineage: Eukaryota; Metazoa; Mollusca; Bivalvia; Venerida; Veneridae. Gene Ontology annotation, molecular function: phosphatidylinositol binding; phosphatidylinositol transfer activity.